UUGACAUGAGAAGUACGCGUAACAGUGCGUUAAUAAAACAUUUUUUGAAAAUAAAUAGUGAGGCUAAAUUUAAAAAAUGAGUGACGUGGAUUUACCGGCUUUAGCUGAGAGAGAAAGAGCCAAAGCUCGAGAUGAAUGGAAAGCUCCGAUGAAAGAAAUUGAUGCAGCCUUAGUGGCUUGUACUUUCGGAAGGUUCCAUAUAAAGCUGCUAUCUACAGCCUUCGUCGGUUUUAUGGCUGGAAUUCUGGCUAGUUCUACGACAGCCUAUUUACUGCCUAGCGCAGAAUGUGACCUGAAAAUGGAUUUACUGCAAAAAGGAUUGCUGAAUGCCAUGCCGUAUGUGGGAAUGUUGAUAUCAUCUGUGGUGGCCGGUUUCCUAACUGAUGCUUUUGGUAGAAAGAUAUUUCUGGGAGUCGGAUUCAUUGGACUUUUUAUAUUUCAACUAAUUGGCGGUUCCAGCCAGACAUUUGAAGUUCUCGCUACAGCGAAGUUUUUUGAGGGAUUACUAUAUGCAACAGCGUUCAGUGCCUGUGUCUCUCUAACUGCGGAGUUCUCUUACUCCAGUAUAAGAGAUCGUAUGCUGUUAUGCCAGUCUUCUUUCAUAGCUGUAUCUCAUGUUAUUAUAGCUGCUAUGUCUUGGGGCAUAUUGACUAAUGAUUGGAAGUACUCCUUCUUUGGUGGAAAAUUCGUACUAAACACAUGGAACUUCUACCUAUACUUGAUGUCUCUAUGGGCGUUAGCAGCAUUUAUAAUGUACGUGUUCUGGCUACCUGAAAGCCCCAAGUAUUUGGUGACGCAGAAGAAAUAUGAUCAAGCGAGGGAAAUACUCAUCAGUAUCUACAAAGAAAAUACUGGAAAACCUGCUGACACUUAUCCGUUUUACAACAUAUGGAAGGACAAGAACAAACACUCGAUAGAUGAAGCUCCCGAACGUAAAGCAGAGAUGACCAUACGUCAUCAGAUUGUGGAAGGCCUUUACAAUGUGAAGCCAAUGUUUCAAAAACCAUUAGGAGUUUAUCUAGCUAUGACUUGCUGUAGCAAUUUUAUUAUUAUGGCUAUACAAAAAGUGGCCACGAAACUUACAUCAACAGCAUCAUCCUCGGUUGCGUCUGCAUCAUUCCGUACGUCAUCACCGCCAUUCUAGUCAACAGGGUUGGCAAGAAACCGCUCCUUAUUGGUGCUAGCAUGAUUUCCGUUGCAAGCUCCUUAAGUCUUCGCUGGGCUAGCAACAA
Spodoptera litura is the source of this 1232-nucleotide messenger RNA. NCBI's taxonomy places the organism in Eukaryota, Metazoa, Arthropoda, Insecta, Lepidoptera, Noctuidae. The record is from RefSeq and is a predicted model, not a curated record.